GGCAGCAUGUCAUGUCUACAAAGCCAGCCAAAACGCAGCAGGUCGGAGGAGCUGCUUUACAUUUUACGACGCAGGGAAAUGACACUGGUGAAUAGGAAGCUUUUAGGUUUGGAUGGUGAUGCAGACCUCCAGUUUCUCCUCGCCGGGGGGGACCUCCUCAAGGUUCGUUCUCCUUCCUGGAAGAAGACCCGCUUCUACAAACUACAGGCUGAUUGCAAGACAAUGUGGCAUGAAUCCAAAAAAACCUUCAGGAAGUCAAACCAGACCUUUUCCAUCGACGAUAUUGCCUCGGUGCGGGCAGGCCGUCAGUCGGAGGGGCUGAGGAAGUACACAGAGGAACGGGCGGAGGGUCGCUGCUUCUCCAUCAUCUUCAAGGGCCAUCGUAAAAACCUGGACCUAAUUGCCAGUUCAGAGGAGGAGGCCAAGCAGUGGAUCUCCAGCUUGGAGAAUUUAAUCCACAGCAUGAACAACCUGAGCAGCCAGCAGAAGACAGAGCACUGGAUCUACAACUGCUUGAAGAAAGCCGACAAAAACAGUGACAACAAGCUGAGUCAGAAAGAGCUCAAGGACUUUCUGCAGCUUAUCAACAUGGAGGUGGAUGACGAUUACGCAGACGUGCUCUUCCAGGAAUGUGAUAAAUCUAGAUCUGGACUUCUUGCUGGGGAGGAAAUUGAGCAUUUCUAUAGCCUGCUGACCCAUCGGGAGGAGAUUGACGUGAUCUAUGGGGAAUACGCCAAAACUGCUGGCUUCAUGAGUCCUGAAAACCUGGUGGAGUUCUUGAUCAAAGAGCAGAGGGAGAAGGCCACGCUGGCAGAUGCACACAAACUUAUCGAGAAGUAUGAGCCUGACGAUAAAGCUAAGGAGAAGAAGUUGCUCUCUAAGGAUGGCUUCCUGAUUUACCUACACCAGCCAGAGGGCUUGAUCCUCAACUCAGCUCAUAAGGAGGUAUACCAGGACAUGAGCCAGCCCCUCAACCACUACUUCAUCUCCUCCUCACACAACACCUAUUUGAUGGAGGAUCAGCUCAAAGGACCCAGCAGCACAGAGGCUUACGUCAGGGCUCUUCUUAAGGGUUGCCGCUGCGUGGAGUUGGACUGCUGGGAUGGGACGGACGGCGAGCCUGUGAUCUACCAUGGCUACACGCUCACCUCAAAGAUCCUCUUCAAAGACACCAUCAAAGCCAUCAAGGAGUAUGCCUUCAAGACUUCAGACUAUCCAGUGAUCCUGUCCCUGGAGAACCACUGUAGCAUAGAGCAACAGAAGGUCAUGGCUUACCAUAUGAGCUCCAUCCUGGGCAGUGCUCUGCUCAUCACACCCCUGGGAGACGGCAUGCCCACCACCUUCCCAUCCCCAGAGGAACUGAAGGGGAAGUUCCUGAUCAAAGGGAAAAGGUUAAACAAGCUGGAGGCCAGCUAUGCUCCUGAAGCUAAGGCUGAAGAGGACACAGACGUGACUGAGGAGGAGGAAUCGGAUGAGGAGGACCAGGAAGAAAAGAAAAAGAAGAAAAAGAAGUUAAAACUUGCGAAGGAGCUCUCGGACAUGGUGGUCUACUGCAAGAGUGUCCACUUCAAUGGCUUCGAGGAUGCCAAACAAAACUUGAGCUUCUAUGAGAUGUCGUCAUUCAAGGAGGGCAAAGCCGUGAGACUGGCUGAGGAGUCCGCCAAUGCCUACAUCCAUCAUAACAUGGACAAGCUGAGCCGCAUCUACCCUGCAGGCUCGAGGACAGAUUCAUGCAACUACAACCCAGUCCCCCUGUGGAAUGCCGGCUGUCAAAUUGUGGCUUUAAACUUUCAGACUCCCUGCACAGACAUGGAUUUGAACCAGGGCAGAUUCCUGAUUAAUGGAAAGAGUGGUUACGUCCUGAAACCGUCAUACCUCAGAGAUGGAGCCACCGAGUUCGACCCCAUCACCCUAACCCGAGGGAAAUGGCUACAGCAUAAGACGCUCCAUAUCAUGGUUAUCUCAGCCCAGCAGCUCCCUAAAGUGAACAAGAAGAAAUCUUCCAUUGUGGACCCACUGGUUAAAAUGGAAAUUUACGGAGUGCCAGCUGAUGUGGCUGUGAAGGAGACGGAAUAUAUCGAAAAUAAUGGUUUUAACCCAACAUGGAAUGAAAACUUCCAGUUCGACGUGUACGUGCCAGAGCUGGCGCUGGUGCGUUUUGUUGUGGAAGACUACGAUUCUACAUCCGAUAACGAGUUUGUUGCCCAGUACACUCUGCCAAUCAACAGCUUACAAAUGGGAUACAGACAUGUGCCUCUGUUCAAUAAGAACGGACACCUUCUCCCCUCAGCUCGACUCUUUUUACAUAUGAUGGUCCUUGACGCUGAAUAAGAGGUCUCCAGUCGUCAUGUUUCCCCUCUGUGAAACAACAACAGUAGUCUCUAGUCCACUACUGGCCUGAUAUCCAGAAGACGUCAGUUUUUUUUUUAAUUGGACUUUAUAUAUGUUUUUAAUAUCGAAAAGGAUUUUGCGGUUUUAGUUCAUGAGGAACUGAUAAGCAUCAUUCCGGAAGUUACGAGACAAACGCCACGUCUUCCACGAGGGACAACAGCAGCAAUUUAUUAAAGGAGACCACCAUCUACAAAUAGGGUUUUUCUUGUGGAGCGGGUAGACAUACACACUCAAUUAACAACGUAAUGCUACAUGUUAAGCAAAGGAAAUGGCUUCACAGGGAUUGUUGUGGAAGGCCCGUUUUAAUGGGCUCGCAUCAGCUGCAAUACUAUAACACCACGUUCACUGUGUAAUGGCUAUGGGUUUUUUUUCUAAACUGCUCAUAUCCCAUAGUUCUGGUUAGUCUUGUAACUUGUAUGUUUUCAUUGAUCACUGAAUGCUUAUUUUAUGACUUUUAAACAAACAUCCAGAGGUUCCUUACUUUAAAGGUAGAAUGAGUUGGAUUUUCCUACAAAUCACUGUAUAGACAAACAAAAGUAAUCCCUCUCAAUCAUCACUUAUGACCCACUAGACGUGUGUGGUGGUGUCUGUAUCUGCAGAGACCCUGUCCUCUGCCUGUAUUUUCUUAUGUUGCUGUGUAUGGGACGUUUCUGGGCGUUAACCUUUGGCCAGUGGGACUCUAUAAAAAUGUAGCGACCAGGUGCCAGAUCGAGAUUGUAAGCACGCAUUCAAGAGGAAGCUACGACAAUGGUGGACACUGUGUUGAAAAGACGCAAAUACAGCGAGGCAAAACACCAAGCGGACUAAGCUCAUUCCAAAACGACAGUGAAUCUGGGGCUGGCUUUCCCCCGCUGGCGAGCACUGAAGGGGAGGAUGGGGAUGAAGAGCGACGUGGAGUUGGCCUGUACACUGGGAUGUGUUCUGGUAACUGUGGUCAGGGAGCGUGUCCUUCUGGUGUCAUUGCGGAGGGGCCAACUUUGAAUGUUGUUUACGAACCGCAACCGACAAAUCCUACUGGUUCUACCUUUUAACCUUUUUUCAUUGUGAGGAUGUAUGUAUUUUUAAACAAGGUUUCACUUUUCAGGUAAAGUCAUCCGAGUAUACUUCUUUCUCUAUUUUGUAAAUCUGAUAAAACAUC
Lampris incognitus (smalleye Pacific opah) is the source of this 3529-nucleotide messenger RNA. It is a transcript of the gene plcd1b, whose product is annotated as phospholipase C, delta 1b. Lineage: Eukaryota; Metazoa; Chordata; Actinopteri; Lampriformes; Lampridae. Gene Ontology annotation, molecular function: calcium ion binding; phosphatidylinositol-4,5-bisphosphate phospholipase C activity. Gene Ontology annotation, biological process: lipid metabolic process; phosphatidylinositol-mediated signaling. The transcript has 15 exons. Bases 7 to 2331 code for a protein of 774 amino acids. The record is from RefSeq and is a predicted model, not a curated record.